AUGAAAAAGCUUCGCAAAGUUCAAAUGGAGGCCUAUGAAAUCUUCGAAGAAGAUCUAAGCUAUUGCGUUGAAGCCGCAAAAGAUUCCACUCGAGCUCUAAUAGAAAGAUGGUACGCAGACGGGUUGAAGGACUUGGAAUUGCUGAAAUUAUGUGUUUAUGACUGGGACAAGUGCUUUGAACUUCAUCUUACGUAUAAGGUUAAGCAACGGGAACCAGGGAUAGAGGUGGAAGAUCUGGAUGAAGUCAUCCAUAAUGUAUAUCGGAACAUGGAUUGGUUUCUCAAUCCGGACCAAAUUUGA
Molecule: messenger RNA, 300 nt
Organism: Orbilia oligospora ATCC 24927
Lineage: Eukaryota; Fungi; Ascomycota; Orbiliomycetes; Orbiliales; Orbiliaceae
Exons: 1
Coding region: 1-300 (99 amino acids)
Source: RefSeq, a predicted model, not a curated record